UAAAAGCUACAGCCUGGGGAUUGAAUGGGCUGAGAGAGCAGAAGCUACUGGACUUGGUACCACCAUGAUAAGAUAUGUCCUGUUCUUUGUUCUCUUCAUUGCCCUCCUGGCCACAGGCCAUGGGCUAACAUGUCAGGAGUGUAAUACCUCCAGUGGAGCCUUCUGCAGGGGGCACUCCCAUAAGUGCCCAUCAGUAUCAACCAGCUGCAUGAAGAGGGUCUCAAUAACCAAAAUCGGUGAUAAAUCAUUUCAAAGCUUUUCCAGUGGCUGUAAUGACGAUGAGGAUUUGUGUAACAAGGACUUUAUAAUGAACAGCGGAGCAGGCAAUGAACAAAUACGUGUUCUUACUGAGUGCUGCUACCAGGAUAACUGUAAUAGGUGCAAGACAAAGAUACCCCCUUAUAAUAACACUCGGAAUCAUCUCCUUUGCCCCGUCUGCUUGAAGUAUGAGUCCUAUGAGUGUAAACAUAAGGGUUACAUAGAAUGCAGGGGCCAUGAAAAGGAAUGCUUCGAUAUUGCUGCGACUGUUCUGAGAAAAGGUCAUUCUUCGAUGAAAUAUGCCAAGAUGGGAUGCACCACUUCACGUGGCUGUUCAUUGGGACACAAAAUUAUCCCAGGGAUCGCAUUAACUGAUAUACACCACGUAUCUUGCAAAGCAGGCUUUCCAAUCACUCACUGAUGAAAUCUCCAGUAUCUGACAUCCUAUUCAUAUUACAAAUAGUACACAGAGUACUUCUUAUUGUUGCCACAAGAAUUGUUAAAUUGUUAUCUCUAGCUACGGUGAUUGUCAUUUUUAAAAUAACAAAUACAUUAAACUUAUCUGCUCUGUGCAAUACCAUUG
This is a messenger RNA of Rana temporaria (common frog), 841 nucleotides long. RefSeq names its product phospholipase A2 inhibitor and Ly6/PLAUR domain-containing protein-like. The record is from RefSeq and is a predicted model, not a curated record. Bases 65 to 679 code for a protein of 204 amino acids. NCBI's taxonomy places the organism in Eukaryota, Metazoa, Chordata, Amphibia, Anura, Ranidae. The transcript has 5 exons.